Molecule: messenger RNA, 1791 nt
Organism: Rotaria sordida
Lineage: Eukaryota; Metazoa; Rotifera; Eurotatoria; Philodinida; Philodinidae
Source: the annotation of a GenBank genome assembly
AUGGUGUCCGGUCAUCCAAAUAAUAAUAGCAACACAGAUGCCUAUGCAAAUGUCAUGCAAGGCAAAGUAUUAUUUCAUGGUAGUCAAUUACCAAAAUUAAUUUGGAAUCAAAUUAAAAUUCUUAUUGUGUCAAAUAAAGAUGAAUUUAAUACUGAACGUGAUAUAUUAUUGACAGAAACUUUACCAAAAUUACAACAAUAUUUUUUAACACAAGGUAUUUAUGUUAAUUUUAUUGAUUGUAAUUUAAAUUGGGAUCUUGAUGCAUUUCGGAAUCCAUAUCAUGUUUUACGUUAUAUGAAAGAGCUUGAUGAUGCUUAUAGAACAUCAACUGGUUUAUUUUUAUUAACAUUUGUUGGAAAUAAGUAUGGUUCUGUUGUGUUACCUACUGAACUAUCAACGACAGAUUUUAAUAAUAUAAAAAAUGUCGCAUCUGAUUUAAAUAAAGAUGUUAAAUUGCUCGAACGAUGGUAUUUACUCGAUGAUAAAUUAUUACCACCGGCUUAUAAAUUAAAAGAUCCAGAUGAAGAUUUUUCAAAUAUCUUGUCACGAACAAUAUCAACGUAUGACAUAAGUAUACGUGAAAAUCAAGAAUGGAAUGAUAUAUAUACAAGUUUAGCUGAUUUAUUCAUUAGUGUUCUAAAUGAAAAACCUAAUUUAAAAUCUAAACACGAUACAUCAUCCUUACAUGAUAUUCAAUUACUUUCCGGCGUUGAGGCACUAUUCAAUUUCGCUACUAAACUAUCUCCAUCCGGUUGUAUGUGUAUUUUAAGACAAUUUGAUGGUAUGUAUAUCUUUAGAGUUUAUUUCCUGAUUAAAUUACGUUUUUGCUUUUUCGUACACAAGAUAUUCUCUUAAUUGUUUUAGUUAUUAAUAGAAUAAAUAACUAGUAAUUUGAAUCUGUUAUUUUAAAAGGAAAAAAAAGAUUUGUUGCUACAUCAAAACAUAGUUUUUUUUAAUCUUAUUGAAAACUGUGUAAGUGUAUUCAUGCAUAGAUUUUGUGUUUUUUUUGUCUGUUUGAUGGGUCUUAUUAUUAUAACACCUUAUUCAGUUUGUCUAACAAAAUCAAAGCUGACGGUUUUCUUUUUCAAUCUUCCGAAAUAUUAAUGAACUUCUAAGAAACAAAAAAAUUGUUAAAAAACUUUUUUUUUGUUUUUUAUAUUAGAGGGAAGUAUUAUUUAGUUUUAGCAAUAAUGAAAUAUAUAUGAUUAUUUCAAUAAAAGUAAUAUAUUAAAAAUUUCAUGCAAUAUUAUUAACUCUUUUUCUUUCUAAAAAUUUUCAACUAAUGUAGUUAAACAACUAAUGGAAAUGACAAAAGAUAUCAUCUAUUUGUUUGCUAAGAUUAAUUCAAUUGUAAAAAAUUAUCAUUGAAUGACAAAAGAAAAAAGAAGAAGAAGAAAAAAAACAAAGUCGGUCAAGUAAAAUUUAAAGCGCAUUAUUCUGUAAAUAGUCAAGAUCGUCUCCAUAAGAAUUAUCUUUGAUUAACUCUAUAUAUAGUUAGAUAACUUUCAAUAUGUAAUUACAAAUAUACAAUAGCGUCUUAUUUCUACGGGUUGUUUCUUAGGUGAUUUAGAAUAAUAAAUAAUCUUUAAUAAAAAACUUUGAUGUUUCAUAGUAGAAACAAAUGUAUUGAAGAAAUCUCUCUAUGCUACCGCAUUUUUUCUGCACUAUAUUGGCUUCGCAGUAUUCUCUAUCUACUAAAAAUGUUUUAAAAAAACAUAUAUAUAUAUAUAACUAUAAAAGCCGGAAAAAAUGGAACAUUGAGAAUUGAGCUUUUUAAUUAAACAUCAAGUG